Molecule: messenger RNA, 2090 nt
Organism: Enhydra lutris kenyoni (northern sea otter)
Lineage: Eukaryota; Metazoa; Chordata; Mammalia; Carnivora; Mustelidae
Product: calcium voltage-gated channel auxiliary subunit beta 2
Exons: 13
Coding region: 228-2066 (612 amino acids)
Biological process (GO): neuromuscular junction development; chemical synaptic transmission; regulation of voltage-gated calcium channel activity
Cellular component (GO): voltage-gated calcium channel complex
Molecular function (GO): high voltage-gated calcium channel activity; protein binding
Source: RefSeq, a predicted model, not a curated record
UUUUUGGUUUUUUUGCACCCCCGCGCCCGGAAUGGGAAAAUAAGAAUCUCCUUGGAUCAGAGUCCUCCGGGGUAAGGCGUGAAAGCCCCGGAGGCAGGAAGGGACGGAGAAGAGGGGCUUGCCCAGAGCAUGGAUAGGAAAGGAGCCCGGGCGCUCCAGGGCUCAGCGCACACUCAGGAUCUGUGCCCGGGGCUGCAGCUGCGGAUGAGAAAGGCGCUGUCUGGCUAAUGAAGGCCACCUGGGUCAGGCUUCUGAAAAGAGCCAAGGGAGGAAGGCUGAAGAAUUCGGAUAUCUGUGGUUCGGCAGACUCCUACACCAGCCGUCCAUCCGAUUCAGAUGUUUCUUUGGAGGAAGAUCGGGAGGCAGUGCGCAGAGAAGCAGAGCGACAGGCCCAGGCCCAGCUGGAAAAAGCAAAGACAAAGCCCGUUGCAUUUGCUGUUCGGACAAAUGUCAGCUAUAGUGCAAUCCACGAAGAUGAUGUCCCAGUGCCAGGCAUGGCCAUCUCCUUCGAAGCAAAAGAUUUUCUGCAUGUUAAGGAAAAAUUUAACAAUGACUGGUGGAUAGGGCGAUUGGUGAAAGAAGGCUGUGAAAUCGGAUUCAUCCCAAGCCCAGUGAAACUAGAAAAUAUGAGGCUGCAGCAUGAACAGAGAGCCAAGCAAGGGAAAUUCUACUCCAGUAAAUCAGGAGGAAAUUCUUCAUCCAGUUUGGGUGACAUAGUCCCUAGUUCCAGAAAAUCUACACCGCCAUCAUCCGCUAUAGACAUAGAUGCUACUGGCUUAGAUGCAGAAGGAAAUGAUAUUCAAGCCAACCAUCGCUCCCCUAAACCCAGUGCAAACAGUGUAACGUCACCCCACUCCAAAGAGAAAAGAAUGCCCUUCUUUAAGAAGACAGAGCACACUCCUCCUUACGACGUGGUUCCUUCUAUGCGACCAGUGGUCUUGGUGGGCCCUUCUCUGAAGGGGUACGAGGUCACGGAUAUGAUGCAGAAAGCAUUGUUUGAUUUUUUAAAACACAGAUUUGAAGGACGGAUAUCCAUCACAAGGGUCACGGCUGACAUCUCGCUCGCCAAGCGCUCUGUGUUAAACAAUCCCAGCAAGCAUGCAAUAAUAGAAAGAUCCAAUACAAGGUCAAGCUUAGCGGAAGUUCAGAGUGAAAUCGAAAGGAUUUUUGAACUUGCAAGAACACUGCAACUGGUAGUCCUUGAUGCAGAUACCAUUAAUCAUCCAGCUCAACUCAGUAAAACUUCUUUGGCCCCUAUUAUAGUCUACGUAAAGAUUUCUUCUCCUAAGGUUUUACAAAGGUUAAUAAAAUCUCGAGGGAAAUCUCAAGCUAAACACCUCAAUGUCCAGAUGGUCGCAGCUGAUAAACUGGCUCAGUGUCCUCCAGAGCUGUUUGAUGUGAUCCUGGACGAGAACCAGCUCGAGGAUGCUUGUGAGCACCUGGCCGACUACCUGGAGGCCUACUGGAAGGCCACCCACCCUCCCAGCAGCCAUCUCCCCAACCCUCUCCUUAGUCGUACUUUAGCCACUUCAGCUCUGCCCAGUAGCCCCACUCAAGCCUCUAAUUCACAGGGUUCUCAAGGGGAUCAGAGGACUGAGCGCUCCGCUCCCGCCCGCUCUGCCUCCCAAGCUGAAGAAGAACCCUGCCUGGAACCCGUCAAGAAACCCCAGCACCGUUCCUCCUCCUCCGCCCAGCAUCACAGCCAUCGCAGUGGGACGAGCCGAGGCCUCUCCAGGCAGGAGACAUUUGACUCAGAAACCCAGGAGAGUAGAGACUCUGCCUAUGUGGAGCCGAAGGAAGAUUACUCCCACGAACACGUGGACCACUAUGCCCCCCACCGUGACCAUAACCACCGCGAUGAGCCCCACGGGAGCAGUGAGCACAGACACAGGGAGUCUCGGCACCGUUCCAGGGACCUGGAUCGAGAGCAGGAGCACAACGAGUGCAACAAACAACGGAGCCGGCAUAAAUCCAAGGAUCGCUAUUGUGACAAGGACGGAGAGGGCCUCUCCAAAAAACGGAACGAGGCUGGGGAGUGGAACAGGGAUGUUUACAUCCGCCAGUGACUUUGGCCCUUUUACGUUUCUUUU